Molecule: messenger RNA, 9203 nt
Organism: Brienomyrus brachyistius
Lineage: Eukaryota; Metazoa; Chordata; Actinopteri; Osteoglossiformes; Mormyridae
Product: neurocan core protein-like
Exons: 13
Coding region: 2701-6294 (1197 amino acids)
Biological process (GO): cell adhesion
Molecular function (GO): hyaluronic acid binding; calcium ion binding
Source: RefSeq, a predicted model, not a curated record
CAAAGGAAGCCGCCUCUUUCAGAAUUCAGUAUCACAUCCAGCCCGGUGAAAAUACUUCUUUCUACCCGACUGCGUUUCGCCUCUUUAACUGUCGGUGCAUCUUUUAGUCCGUUUCUGCCUUUGCCAGAUUUAAGCAAAAAGCUGAUUUUCAAACAAAGCACAGCUGUAGAAACAUUUCCAUCUAAAUGCAGAUUUUCCGUUCCUCGCGUCUUUCUGCUGAGCCUCAUUAUUCCGCCGUAUGGGAAUAGAGCCUCUGCCUUUAAGCAGUCAUUUGCCUCUGAAAUGGAGGCAUAUGCGAUUGACUAGCUGGGAUUUAGCGUUGCAAAUUGGACGCGGGCAGCAGCGAGUACAACAGGGGACGGCACGUAAAUACUAAACAAAUUUCAGCCAAGUUGACAAAAGGGAGAGGGGGUAAUCAGUCUGAAGUUGCAAUUAAUUCGGCGUGCAUUUGUUUCGGUGCCAUGAACGGCCGGGCGCGGCGAGCGCGGCGGGGAUUACCGGGAUUGUGCUCGCCCAUGUCUGCCAUGGAGGAUGCCGGCCAAGAUUCAUUAUCAGGCGACGGCGGGGACCUGCUUCUCAGGUGGUGCCGACACAUUGGAGGGGCGAUCCACUGUACUGGGGGGCUGGUCUGCACUCUGGGUCUGCUGGGAGGUGCUGUAGAGGGGGUUGCUGAGCCCCCCUCCCCCCCAGAUGAAGAUGAAACUAGAGGAAUAGGGUGGAGGUUAGAUGGAUGAUAUGUACUGUAAACAACCACUGACAAGAGGAAGAAGAGGUCUGUGGGUGAUUGGAUGUACAAUUCUGUAAGGAUUUGCUGACACUAUCACGCCUUUCCAUACCGCUACACUACACCAUAUUUCUACACUGCCAUACUAUUUUACUACAUAAUCACAUACCCUCUACUACAGUACUGCACUCAUAUAUGCUGCACUACACCAUACUACUACACUACCACAACGUUCUACUACAUUACACUGCCACAGUCAUAUAUCCUACACUACACCAUAUUUCUACACUGCCAUACUAUUUUACUACAUAAUCACAUACCCUCUACUACAGUACUACACUCAUAUAUGCUGCACUACACCAUACUACUACACUACCACAACGUUGUACUACAUUACACUGCCACAGUCAUAUAUCCUACACUACACCAUAUUUCUACACUGCCAUACUAUUUUACUACAUAAUCACAUACCCUCUACUACAGUACUACACUCAUAUAUGCUGCACUACACCAUACUACUACACUACCACAACGUUCUACUACAUUACACUGCCACAGUCAUAUAUCCUACACUACACCAUAUUUCUACACUACCCAUCAUUCCACUACAUUACACAACACCCAUAAAUCCUACACUAUGCCAUACUACUAAACUAUUACAAUCACAUACCCUCCACUACACUACUACAGUCAUAUACCCUACAUAACACCAUACUAUUACAGAAUUGCACCAUUCCAUUAUCCUAUGCCACUCAUAUAUCCUACACUACACUACACUACUGCACUACACUACACCACCAGGGAUGUAUUACAGACCGGGCCAGCGGGGCCGCUGCCCAGGAGCCCUUGGGGUGCAAGGGGCCCGUGGGGCCCCUAGCCCAAAACAAUUUGCAACACUUAUCAACAAUGUAUUUUCAUUUGUCUAUUUUAGAGGGCCUACAUUCUUUGAUCCUCUGCCUACAAGGGCCCCUGACCCUAUAGGGAGGGCGUUUGGCUGCCAAGGGCCCUUGAAUUGUGGUGGUUGUGGUGGUGGUGCUGGUGGUGGGGGGGGCCCUCACAAACGUUUUGCCCAGGGGCCCACACAACCCAUAAUCCGUCCCUGUACACCACUAUACUCAUAUACCCUACAUUAGAUCAUACUACUACACUAAUGCAUAAAUCCACUCCACUGCAGUACUACACUCAUAUACUCUACAGUACACCAUACUUCUACACUGUCAUAUGGCUUCACUAUACUAAUACACCUUUUUAUACUACUUUUUACUGUAGCACACAACUACACCGCUUGAGUAUACCAUCCGACUACACAACUAUACCAUACUACUCUGGUGUGUGUCACAGUACUAUUCUACUCUGCUCAAUCAUCCUUUAACAAGGAAACAAAGCAGCAAGAACCCAGGAGUGUCUGGGAGUCUGAGCGUAUUGAAACAUACCUAAGAAUGAAUGACCUCACUACUCCGCCCAGGUGUGAACGCCUCCCGCUGGAGCGUCUGACCCACUCCAGUCCCUUGUGUCCAUUUGGAAAUUACUUUUCACACUUUCCACAAGUGAACAGGAUCAUUUCCAUGUUUUGUUUAGGGUUUCUUUGCCCCCCCCAUUAUAUCAGUAAUGAAUCUCCAUGCCUCAGUGGCUGUGCUGACACAUGAGGGGUUUCUUACUGGGGGAUUCGAACAUGUUGGGCAGGUGAGAAUGAGCCUGUUGUGCUGGUGCACAGCAGGCAAACUCCCAGAGGCAGAACCUUCCCCUACUGCUGUGCCUUUACACUCUGGCUAAUGAGUGUUUGUUUUUGUGGGGGUGGGACAGGGGCCUCGGCAACAGGGACAGAAAAGAUUGAGAAAUAACAGAAAUUAACCUGUUGCUACAAUUCUGGUUUGUUAUCUCAGCAUAGACUAAUGAUUGCAGGAAAAGGUCCAUCCAAUGGGGCGAAUUUAAAUCUUUAAUUUCCCCAAUCCAAGUAGCGGCUAUUGUGACUGCGUAUGUCCUGCCGCUCAGGGGCCCCUCCCAGCCUGACGCGGCUCAUAAACAAGUCUCUAUGCCCCCGCCCAUCUCUCCUUACAGGUGCGGCCGAGGUCGAGGUGCCGCACUCUUACCCCAACCUGCGCCGGCCGCUGGCGACUAGCGUCACCCUGCCCUGCCUUGCUGCCCUGCCAGCUGUCCUCCAGCAGGGGGCAGCCCCCAGCAUACGCUGGAGCAGGAAGCCAGGCUCAGCUGGAGAAGGGGAACAGCUGGUGUUACACACUGAAAAUGGUGCCGUUCACGUGGAGAAGGCCUUUGACGGGCGUGUGGCCAUGCCGAGCUACUCCGCGAACCGCUACAAUGCUAGCCUGACCCUGACAGACCUGCGCUACAGUGACUCUGGCACUUACCACUGCAACAUCACUGCAGGGAUGGAUGUCCAACAGGAUACAGUGCCCCUAAAGGUCACUGGUGUCGUGUUCCAUUACCAGGCAGCCAAUGAGCAGAGGGGCAUGUCUUUUGGCCACGCCCAGCGGGCUUGUCAGGAUAACUCCGCUCUAGUGGCCACGCCCGCUCAGCUGCUAGCCGCCUUCCAGGAUGGAUAUGAGAGCUGCCAAGCUGGAUGGCUUGCUGACCAAACUGCCAGGUCCCCGAUUUGGUCUCCAAGGCCUGGUUGCUACGGCAAUGGGGAUGGCUCACCUGGUGUAAAGAACUUGGGCAGCAGAGACCCUAAUGAGUUAUUUGAUGUUUACUGCUAUGCAACAGAGCUUCAAGGAGAAGUCUUCCAUUCCAGCGUACCAGGAAAACUUAGCUUGGUCAGGGCCGCCGCCCACUGCCGUUCCCAAGGUGCUUGCCUGGCCACCACUGGCCAGCUGUACUUGGCUUGGAGGGCGGGGCUUGACCACUGUGAUCCAGGCUGGUUGGCUGACGGCAGCGUCCGCUAUCCUAUCAUACAGCCCCAUGCCUGGUGUGGAGGGGAGGAGCCUGGGGUGCAUACGCUGUACCACAGUGCUGACCUCACAGGCAUGUCUGAUACCUCAGCCCUCUUCGGUGCUUACUGCUACAGAGAGCAGCAGACUGCAGAACACCUUCCAGCCAAUCAGAGCGAGGCCAGCCAGAUCCCCCUAUCUGCUGACCAACAGAAUAACUCCCCCAGUACGCCUCCCGCUUACCCAAACGAGGGCUUGCUCAGAGAUUCUCCGGGGGUCAGCUUGGAGCCCCCUCCCUGGCCGGAAGGGACAUCCCUGAGCGGGAAUCACCCUGUGGCUCCGGGCAUUAAUAUUCAACAGCUAGGCAAUAAGCCGUCCAAUGGGGAGCCGUUGCCUGGACACAUCAGCGCAUUAGAGAAGGAUGGAGAUGAGGAGGAAGCCGACGGGCUGCCGAAAACAGCAAUCCCCGCGGGCUGCACAGCCCCGUCUCGUUUGCCUCCGCCCCAAAAGGCCAGCAGCCAUUCCUGUGCCCCCUUCAAGUCUGUCAUCAUGCCUUGGAAGUUGUGGGGAGGCUCUGGUCGAGGGAAAAUCACAGCCACCUCCAGCGUCCCUGCUCUGGGGGCGACCUGGGACAGAGGGAUGCGGGCAGGAGCCACCAGUCUGCAGAACCCAGGCAGAGAAGAGUCGCUCGGGUCUCCCGGCAGCAGCCUGAAGGACUCACCCCAGGAGAUCCCUAUUGCGGAGACAGAGGUCCCCUUCAAUCAAGAGGGCAGCAGUGUGGCUAAGAAAAGCUACCCAAUAAAUUCAAAAGGAAGCUCAAACACUCACCCAAAGUUUAUGGAACAGGGACAGGUGUGGACACAAUCUCCUGACCCAUCCACUAAUAAGUCACCCACUUUACUGGGGGCCAAGAGCACAAUGGCCUGGAUCCUGGUUCCUGAACCCCAGGAUGUAGAGCCCCCUGAGGUCCCCACAUCGGUCUCCUUGACGACGGUCUCCCAGGCGACUGUGGAAAAAAGUGCCUCGAAGCUCCGCGUGAUUCCGCAAGGAGUUACGGCCUCCAACUCUGAAUGGCCCAGGGCCUGGACAGAACCAUCUCCUAUCUCUGAGGGUUCUUCAGGUGAGGACCGGGAGAAGAAGUCUGCUCCAAAUCGAGAAUCGCUCCCAGCAGAGCCAGGGGAAAGCAUCGAAGGUGACGAUAAAUGGGAGCCCCUUGGAGGAUUUUCCAAACUGGCUGGGCCACGUGUCAGACCACAGGGACUGAGCUGGGAGGGCAGCACUUCAGUGGCAGUGGAAGGGCCUCCACAUUCACUUCAGCCUGAAGGCAUGGGAACCGUACAGCCAAAAGCUACGCCCUCUAAAGCUGGAUCAACAGACGCCAGCAUCACAUCAGGCUCCAGUGCUAGUGUGCCCCCCCCUGCCAGCACCCAAACCUCUACAGUCCCUCCCUCCCCCACUCUGAGAGCAGAUUUGCAUUCUGGAAAUGCUGACAGCCCCCUUAUCUCAGCAGAAAUGCCCCGCAAUAAUGAUGACAACAACAAUAAAUACAAGAAUUCAGAGUAUGGGGGGGUUGGUGGCGUCACUGAGGACCCGAGCUCACAUCCCACCCCCUGGGGGAGCCCCAAGUUACCCAUGACUCAGCUUUUUGCCACCCAGCUCGCCAGUCAGGGGGGGAGAGGAAACCCCGCCAGGGCUGAGUUCCAGCACUACACCAGCACACAGCCUGCCCUUGCUGAAUACCACCCAUGUGGAACCUAUUCCUGCCUCCAUGGGGGAAGAUGCCGGAUUGAGGGGGGAGAAUACCACUGCAAUUGCCCCCAGGGCUUCUCUGGAGAGAGCUGCGAAAUCGACAUCGACGACUGCAUUUCGCAACCGUGUCAAAAUGGAGGGACCUGCAUUGACAAAGUGGACUCCUUCCUUUGCCUGUGCCUGCCCAGCUAUGGCGGAGCCACCUGUGACAGAGACACCGAGAGCUGUGAGCUCGGCUGGAGGAAAUUCCACGGCCACUGCUACAGGUUCUUCCCCCACCGGCACACUUGGGAGAAUGCUGAGAAAGACUGCCGGGACCACAGCGCCCACCUGGCCAGCGUCCGCACCGCUGCUGAGCAGGACUUCCUCUCCGGUCUAAGCCACGAGAACACCUGGAUUGGUCUAAACGACCGCACGGUGGAGGAAGAUUUCCAGUGGACUGACAACAUGGAGCUGGAAUUUGAGAACUGGAGGGAGAACCAGCCUGACAAUUUUUUUGCGGGUGGUGAGGACUGCGUGGUGAUGGUUGCCCAUGAGAAUGGCAAGUGGAACGAUGUGCCCUGCAACUACAAUCUACCGUACAUCUGCAAGAAAGGCACAGGGUUUUGUGGCCCGCCCCCUGCAGUGGAAAACGCCUUCCUGAUUGGCCGGAAGCAGGAGCGUUAUGACAUCCAUGCAGUGGUGCGCUACCAAUGCUCGGCGGGCCUCGUGCAGCGCCACGCCCCAACGUCCAAAUGCAGAGCCGGCGGGAAGUGGGAGCGGCCCCGGAUCAUCUGCACGAGGGCUCGGCACUCCCACCGACAUCGCCGCCACCACCACAAAAACCACCAUGAGCGCCGGAAGCAUCCGAAGCACCAAAGGCAUGGGGGCAGAGCACGCCGAGUGGGGGAUGGAGGCCACGCCCAUGACCACACCCACAGCCACGCCCACAUCUGAACCUAGAGUGCAUUGUUGCCCUUCUCCUCCUCACGUCCCCUGCCCCGUGGUCACCCCCAGCCAUUGUCUCCGGGGAUCAGCUCAGUUCCCCCCAAGCCGAUGGUCGGCGAGCCGCCAUUCGAUCGAACACAGAUAACAAAAUCCUUUCUUUUACAUCUUCAGUUAAAGUCCUUUUUAUGUCUUAAGUCUUUGGUGAGAUCUGCCUCACUUGUUAUAUCUAAAACAUUUCUUGUAUGUGGAAAUACUGAUUUUAUGGGUUGUCAUUUUGGGCCGGGUUAAAUGACUAUUGUAUUAUUAAGCAAUGCAAUGUGGUAUGAAAAUCAGGACUGAGAAAGGUUUUUUAUUUACCUCACGUUAGCAUUACAGUAUUUUGAACUUUGAUGCCUGAAGGGGUGUUUUCUGCCUGAGAAGACUGAUGUUACAAUGUUUCCUUUGUUGUCUAUCUGUUUACUGAAGCCUUUAAUUGUCUGUAUCACAUCAUCCGCCAUGUCAUGUACCAUGACUGUGGGACUCCACAAUGAUCAUGGUUGGCAAUGAUUUAUAUAAAAAGGCUAAUGGAGGGAGCACGUGUGACAGGGUUUUCAUUGUCUAGGUUCCUGUAGGUCCAGGCUGCCCUUCCUUCAUCCAACAUCUCACACACGCCGCACUAAAAACAGCUCUGUCCGGUUCCUUCACACCUGUGCAUGUUGAUUUGUAAAUGUAAUUAUCCUGUAAAACCCAGGAUAGAGACCCCCCCCACACACACACACACCUAGGCACCUGCACAGUAGCAGUGCCAACAGCUAAUCGGGAGAGCUGUUAACAUUGAUUAACGCCAGCCUUCAACGCAAUGCCCCAGCGCAGAGGAAGCUAUUUGGACAAUCUGUUCACUAACAGACUUUAUUAAUACAAAGUGCUAAGAGGCAAUCGAGCCCAUGGGCACUUCAGGUGGGAUGUGCGACGGUAUUUAUGCGCCAAUAUUCUGACAGCAGUGUUGCUAGGCGACCCUGAGGUUUGUCCCUGGCAACCACACAACAAGCCUGUGUAAUAAAUCGAGGCGUAAAUGGUCUGUCAUGGUCAUAAUCAUAACCCCUCCCCCUCCCCCCCCCUUCCAGCUGGGCAGGUCAGGACCAGAUCGGAACAGAAGACCAAGAUUCUCUUACCCUAAAUAUGGAACUGUUACUCUGAAAACGUGUCAGGUAUAUCUAGUGUAACUCUCGGCGAGUGUUGACGCUUUGUUCCUCGCAGCAACGCAAGGUCUCAGCACAGUAGAGAAGCAUAACCCCCAUAUGGGUUGACUGCUAGUGGGCCCUUCCCCCACACUGUCUACAGCACCAUCUUCAGCCCACUUUCUACAUGGAGAGACUGGAGAAGCACCAUAACUGAGCUUCACAAAACAGAUUUAGUUUGUGUUGAUUGGCUGCAUUGGUACUGAAAGUUGUACGUGAUGUUACACGCUAACUCGCAGGACACAGGGGAGUGCAUUCUCUGCAGCUGUCCUGUCGGAUUUCCUCCGAGUUUGUCUCUUCUUGCAUCGUUACUGUACAUCGCCUUUUCGGUUCUUUGUUCAUCCUUCUUCAAAACCAUUACAAAACACUGUCGCAUUCGACGCAGAUAUUUCCCUGCGUGUGCGUGUAUGCAUAGUCACACUUGUGUGCAUGCGGCCGUGAUCUUAAAAUAAGAACUGAAGCCUGUUUUACAUGGAAAUUUUCUUUAUAGCAAAGAGCACAGAGUCGUGUGUGGGUUUGAUGUGUUGAAAGGAGGUAUUUAAGGAGGAAGAAGGGACAUUCACCCCAAGUAAACCUCAACUAAAGGAAAAUAUCUUAUUUUUUAUGUGCUGUUAUCAGCUUCCUGUAUCUAUUCUCAUGUUGUGUUUAUCACUAAAAGUUUUAUUUCCAAAAUAAAGUCAACAAACAACAGAUGUACAGUCAGGUUUCAAAAGCAAAAAUAUCAGCCCCAUAAAAACUCAAGAAUAAGGAAGGAAGCUCAAACUCAGCUCGACUCGAUUGUUUUGUGAUUGUAAAUACUCAGUGGUUUUGGGAUAUUAUAAGGUGUGGGAUUAGAUUGGUCUUUCCCUCCCCAGUACACCCUGGGUCCACGCGGCACCGCCCUCCGUAGCAGUGUAUAUACACAGUAUGCAGGCACCCUGACCGGUUCAUAAACAAACAUUCCACUUCCUUUCUGUUCACCAGGAGCGAUGUGAAUGUUGGGUGUAUUAGGGGUGACCUGUCUCAAUCUAGUCUCUAAGUAUCGUUUCAUGUUUCUUGAUGUUCUUGUAAAUUCAUUUGCAUUUAUUCUGUCAUGUUAUUUAUAAAGAGGAAAGAGUAAAUCAUUAAACUUUAUGAUUGGGUACAUAAUGUGUAAUUUGGGACUGUGCUGUUGUCCGCACACAUGCACACACACACGUUGCUCAGCUUCCCGACUUCCUGAAAGUCCGGGAAGCUAAACGCUUUGAGCCCUGAAGCAUCCAGUGGAAGGCUGGAGCCAGACUGGCUCUCACUGGGUUUCCUGCUUCUCACGCCCUUGUCACUGCAAUUGACAAGUACAUAUGACCUGACUGUUCAGGUCUUAGGAUUUUCCCUCCAAAACUAGGCCCCUUCCGCUGGGUCCCGUUUUCCAGCUGCUGUCUGCAUUCGGCAGUGCUUUUGUCGUGUUUGAGUUCUGUCUUGGGAAACAGGAGUGCUUUCAUUUCUGCAGAAUCUUGCCUGGAGUCAGGCCCUGGAAUCGACAUCCUGUCCCUCAUCACCCCACAUGAGUCUGCAGAUGGUUGACCAAACACAGUUACUAUAAAAUAUAUUAAACAGUUAUCCUUGUACUCCAAUGCACUUGAUUAUUUGCAUUUUACACUGGUUCUGUGAAAAUUCCGGAAUUACAGACUUAUUACAGGUUAUAAUUUUUCACAAAUAAAUGUUCAUGUUUCUCUGCUUGAA